Messenger RNA from Fusarium sp. VM40, 726 nucleotides. Lineage: Eukaryota; Fungi; Ascomycota; Sordariomycetes; Hypocreales; Nectriaceae. The record is from the annotation of a GenBank genome assembly.
AUGAAGCUCUGCAACAUUGCCGCCAUAGCAUUUUUUGUGCGCCCUUGUUUUGGUCGGACCAGCGACGAAGAAAUUCAUCUUCAAUGGUCACUGUGUGAUCGCGAUGGAGAAGCCGUAUUGGCAAAGCUUGGUGAAGAAGUUCGUGCACCUUACAAGCGGAACCCAAUCACUUAUUUCGAUACGAUGCCUCCAACACACGCACAGCAGGGUGUAAUGUUCCGUACAAAGACCAAUAAAGGAAAGCCCUUCUCCGUUAUAAAAGUCCGUUUCGACGAAAAGCCAGGCCGUACACCUCCUGGAGCAGACUGCGUCUGGGAUCGAUAUGGCGACAAUGUUCCAUACACUUGCGGAGCACGAUAUCACUUGAGCGAAAAGACAGAGGAGCUUUGGAGCGACGAUCAAGUCCGCUUCGCCGAAAAGUACGACGACAUCGACUGGGAUGGUCUCGUGCCCUACGGGCCCUUUCCUGAUGGAAAAUGGAAGCUGAAGAUUCUGGGACACAAAGCGAAACUGGAUGACGUGGUGGCUGAUAAACUCCACCUGAUGGAGAUUGAGCUGUCAACUCCUAAGGUUGGUUCUGAGGAAGUUUACAGCGAGGUUACGGAGUAUCUGAGAGAGCAUGGGGUGUUGCUAUGCGAUCCCCAGGAGUCAAAGACAUUGCACUUGUUUCGCGAUAUGGGAUACAUUGAUGAUAAUGAUGAUGAUUUGGCAGUCGAGGAACUUUAA